AUGUUGCUUGUUUCAGGUGAACUGCGGUGGGCGGUGAGCCGCGUCGCAAACACACAUGCUGACGAUAUGGAUACAGUAUGGCCGCGGCAUAUUGGCUCAACUCGCUCGGAUGCCUGUCGCUGUCGCUGCUAUGCCUCUUCGCAACUACUCUUCAAGUCACAAGCGAGUAGAGACCGAAGAUAUGUACAUACACGAAGAAAGACAGCCAGAAGGACUAAUGAUCUGAGAAAGGUAGCUGGAGAAAAUUGGUUGCGGAAGGCGGUGGGUCGAGGGCUACGUUGA
Molecule: messenger RNA, 282 nt
Organism: Arctia plantaginis
Lineage: Eukaryota; Metazoa; Arthropoda; Insecta; Lepidoptera; Erebidae
Source: the annotation of a GenBank genome assembly